CAGUGCUGUUAUAAGAUCACUGGAGUUAUUCAGCACAUCUUAGAUACGCUGUUUCCAUGAUGAACUUUCUACUUCUUCUCUUCACUUUCAGCCUGAUCGGUCAGGGACAAGGCAGUACCGACUGUUCUGAAAGCAUCAGUAGAGCCUCAGACUCAGAGAUUCAGGAAGUUUCAGAGCGUUUGUACCUUCUGGACUCAAACAAAGCCUCACAAUCAGAGCUCAUCAUCGACCCACAAGCUCUCAUAGACCAGGCUGAUAGUAACAACAGGAACGACCUAUCACCUCAACCGUUGUUUGUGUUUGUGGAUGAGGCAUCUCUCUUCUCGAAGCCAACGUAUGCAGCGUUUCUCGCGUUGCUGGAUAACUAUGAGAAGAAGACGGGCGUGUCGGAGAACUUCGGUUCUGUGGAGUUGCAGGAACAGGAGAACUUCCUGAAAGAGACCAUGAAGAACACAGAGCUGGGCAGAGAACUGUUCUCCUUCUUCUAUACUAAAGGUUAUUACAGUUCAUGGGAGGAGUUUCUCAAUGAUCUCAGGAUGAUGUGGUUCGGUCUUUACUCUCGCAGCAGCGGCGGUCUGGACUCCAGCGGGUUUGAGCACAUCUUCUCAGGAGAGAUUAAGAAAGGUAAAGUGUCUGGGUUCCAUAACUGGGUGAGAUUUUACCUGCUGGAGAAAUCAGGGCUGCUGAACUACUACAGUCACAGUUAUGACGGCCCUUGGACGUCAUAUCCUGAUGUUCUGGGGACACAGUUCAUGUGGGAUGGUUAUUAUAAAUCGAUUGGUUCUGCUCUGAUUGGGUCCAGUCCUGAGUUUGACCUGGCCGUGUACACACUGUGUUACGUCACACGACCCGGAAAACACUGUCGUCUGAGUUUUGGAGGAAAUCAGCAGACCAUCCAGACGUAUACCUGGGACAAAAACACCUACGGGGAAGGAAAGAAGUACAUCGCCUCUGCUUAUCCCGUCACUCCGUAUUAAAGGGAAAAAAAAAAAUCCACUUCAUGAUCAGAAACUGAAAUAAAGUAAUUACAGCAGAUA
This is a messenger RNA of Neoarius graeffei (lesser salmon catfish), 1037 nucleotides long. It is a transcript of the gene endou, whose product is annotated as endonuclease, polyU-specific. Gene Ontology annotation, molecular function: RNA endonuclease activity. The transcript has 7 exons. The record is from RefSeq and is a predicted model, not a curated record. NCBI's taxonomy places the organism in Eukaryota, Metazoa, Chordata, Actinopteri, Siluriformes, Ariidae. Bases 57 to 977 code for a protein of 306 amino acids.